Trichosporon asahii var. asahii CBS 2479 is the source of this 1950-nucleotide messenger RNA. RefSeq lists its product as uncharacterized. Lineage: Eukaryota; Fungi; Basidiomycota; Tremellomycetes; Trichosporonales; Trichosporonaceae. Gene Ontology annotation, molecular function: GTP binding. Bases 1 to 1950 code for a protein of 649 amino acids. The transcript is spliced from 4 exons. Gene Ontology annotation, cellular component: nucleolus. The record is from RefSeq and is a predicted model, not a curated record.
AUGCCGAAAGCCUCAAAGAAAGGAGGAAAGGGCAAGGUGUACGCGCUCCCGACGGCGCUGAAGAAGAAGGACGGCGGCGUGCCCAAGCUGACUGCGCUGCGGGACAAGCGCGCGCAGGCCGCGCCCUACACGAAGGGCAAGGCCGUGUCCGUUGACGCGACCCCGAUCGACUCCUCGCUCACGGUGCGCGACUCUUCCGCCAAAGCCUUUAUGCGCGAGCUGCGCAAGGUUAUCGAGCGCGCCGAUGUGAUCAUCCAAGUCCUCGACGCGCGCGACCCAGAGGGCACGCGCUCCAAGUGGGUCGAGGACGAGGUGCGCAAGCGCGACGCGCAGGGCAAGAAGCUCCUGGCGGUCGUGAACAAGAUCGACCUGGUGCCGCGGGAGAACCUGGAGCUGUGGCUGAGGCAUUUGAGGCAUUCGUUCCCGACCAUGCCGUUCAAGUCCUCGACGCAGGGGCAGAGGCAGCACCUGUCCCAGAACGCGGUCCCGCUCGCCGCGCCCGCGCAGCAGGUCGGUGAGAAGCGCAAGCUCGCCGAACUGCCGCAGACGAGCUCGUCGCUUGGUGCCCCCGCCCUGCUGAAUCUGCUGAAACAGUACGCGCUCACUACGCCGCAUAGCGCGCUCACGGUCGGCGUGGUGGGAUACCCGAACGUGGGCAAGUCGUCUCUGAUCAACUCCCUGAAGAGGUCCAGGGCGUGCGGUGUCGCGGCCAUGCCGGGCAAGACGCGCCUGGUGCAGGAGGUCGUGCUGGACAAGGGUGUGAAGAUUCUGGACUGCCCCGGUGUAGUGCUCGAGGACAUUGGGCGGGAGUAUGAGGGCGAGCAAGGCCGGCAGAAGCAGGCCGAGCUCAUGCUGCGUAACUGCGUCAAGGCCGAGAUCAUCGACGACCCCGUGUCUCCCGUCGAGGUGAUUCUGCAGCGGACAGACCCGGCAACCCUGCAGAAGCUCUACAACGUGCCGCCCUUCGACGACGUGCGCGACUUCCUCAUCAAGAUUGCGCUCACGCGCGGCCGCCUCGGCAAGGGCGGCAUCCCCGACCUGAUCGGGAGCGCGGUCAGUGUCCUGCGGGACUGGAACUCGGGCAAGAUCCCCUACUUCACGAAACCGCCUGCCGUGCAUGCGUCUUCGAUGCCGCAGGCCCAGCCGCAGCGCGAGGGAGCCGAUGUGUCCAUGGACGAGGGCGAGGCCGUCGGGUCCGCCAAGGUGCUCACGCAGCUCAGCGAGGCGUUCACGAUUGAGGGGCUGUUCGACAACAUUGGCGACGACGCCGAGUGGCAGGGUAAUGGCGAAGAGGAGAUUGAGGAGGACGGUUUCAUCCCCGACGAGGAGCCCGCACCGGCCCCUGCCCCGGCAGCUGUCGCGGCGCCGCAACCCGCGGUCCAGAAACGCAUGCGCAUGGCGAUGGACAGCGACGACGAGUCAGACUCGGACUCGGACGUAUCCCUGGGCUCUCCCGUCGCUUCGACCUCCGCUCUUCCUGCUGCUUCUCACCCCACCGCCGGCGGCGCAUUCAUGCCGGUGCCUUCCCGCGGCGUAGCCGACCCCUCCCGCCUCUUCGCCCCCGAGGAGCUGGCCACCCUCGGCGCGAACAGCGACGUGCUGGACCGCAAGCGGGCGAAGCAGCUAGCAAAGCGGGAGAAGAAGAAGCGUCAGGCCGCGGAAAAGCUCGAACUCGAGCUCACGGGCGGACUGCUCGGAAUGGACGUGGACGAAGGCUUCCGCGCCGAGAUGGACGCGAUCCCGGUACCUGCUAGCAAGAAGCAGAAGCUCGAGAAGCGGAAGAAGAAGAAGGCCGCGCUGAAGCAGGCCGAGAGGCAGCAGCGCAUGGCCGACCCGGAGUUCCCCGAGGAACUGGCCCGAGGGGAUAUGCAGAUGGACGAGGCCAGGAAGGAGAGCGACUUUGCAAACUUCCUGGCGCAGAUGGGGGCGGACGAGGACGAGGAGCUCUAG